UUGGGAAAAGCGCGCAUAGUUCGGUAUCGCCAUCCCAUCUCAACAUCACUGAAAGUGUGCCCAGCAGAUAACAGUUAACAUUCUAGAUUGUUUGUUUGUUUAUGUUUGCAUUUUUAAGAUGAAAGCUGUGGUAUUAUUUUUGUUGUGCAUUGUUACCUGUAAAGCAGAUUACAAAGGGACAGAUUUAAUCAGUUCUGGCCAGUACAUCCCUGACUAUUCCGGACGUUAUAUACACGAUAAUAGUGGUAACUAUAUAGAUGAUGGAUCUGGCAGAUAUAGUGAUAACAUAGAAAAAUAUAGACAUGUCCAGGACAGAUAUGUAGUCCAAGCAACAAACAUAAGACCGGUAACACAAAAACCUAUACCAAAAAUCAAUUACUCCAAAUUAUAUUCCAACCAAGGUGGUUGGAGAAUUUUAAGACAAAAUUACGAUCUAGGACCACAAAUAUACCAUUACGACUAUGCAACAGAGAAUAAAAUAAUCGGUGAAGAAAAGGGAAAAAUCAUCCACCAAGGCACAAAAGACGAGGGCGUGGCUUCAGAAGGUUUCUACGAAUAUAUCGGGCCCGAUAAUGUAAAAUACCACGUAAAGUACACAGCAGGCGAGGGAGGAUUCCAACCAAUAGGAGCGCACAUUCCAACACCCCCACCCGUUCCCGAACUAAUCAGGAAGGCUUUGGAGCUCAAGGAAAAAAGAAGAUUUAAUUUUGAAGCUGCUAACGGCAUCAAAGCAGAAGAGAAAGGCAACAUCAAAAAGACCAGCGAUCCGGAAAACCCUGAAGCUGUGGUUGCCACAGGGUCCUUCUCCUACACCGAUCCGGAGGGAAAUCAGAUCUCCUUGACCUACACCGCCGACGACGAGGGCGGCUUUCAGCCGCAGGGCGCCCACCUCCCCACCCCGCCCCCAAUCCCCCCAAACAUCCAGAAAGCUCUGGACUGGAUAGCCGCCCACCCGGAGCCCGAACAAAAAGCUGGAAGAAAAUAAUAGAAGACAUUAGCGAAGCUCCAAAAUCCAAACCUAGUGAAUGUAUCGAGAAUUUGUCAAUUGGGUUCGGAUCUGGAGCGUAUGCCGGACGGUUCUGUGAUAUUUUUGCCUAGAACAACUGCUACGAUGUAUGAACACGAUUUGGGUCUUUUUUGUAUAUUUAUGUCUUAUUAGAAAACAAAACAAUUACAUGCUUAAAGCUCAGCAAUUUAUUCCCUUGUUUUAAUUACAAUCCUUUGUGUGAAUCUGAAAUAUAGCGAAUUUUG
Molecule: messenger RNA, 1251 nt
Organism: Brassicogethes aeneus
Lineage: Eukaryota; Metazoa; Arthropoda; Insecta; Coleoptera; Nitidulidae
Source: the annotation of a GenBank genome assembly